Messenger RNA from Pseudomyrmex gracilis, 2929 nucleotides. RefSeq lists its product as uncharacterized. Lineage: Eukaryota; Metazoa; Arthropoda; Insecta; Hymenoptera; Formicidae. Gene Ontology annotation, cellular component: nucleus. The transcript has 2 exons. Bases 730 to 2628 code for a protein of 632 amino acids. Gene Ontology annotation, molecular function: DNA binding. The record is from RefSeq and is a predicted model, not a curated record.
CUUCAGAUAUGUUGUAGGGCAGGUCAUACCGAGUAAUUAUGUGAAAAAAUUUCGUGGGGGACGGCCUUGGUUUAGCAGAUAUGGCAGUUCAAAGUUUCGGAACAAUAUUAGUAUUUUUGUUCUUUUCGUUCGUGUUGUGAGCAUGUAGGCAGGGGAGGCUGCGCCCCCCUGCACCCUCCCAAAACCUAACCUAACCUAACCUAACCUCUAAAAGAAGCUUUUCACAAGAAGCAAAUGUAAUUGGAAAUCGUUAUUUUUUUCCGAAGGGGGUUACGACUUCCGAUUACAUUCGCUUCUUGUGAAAAGUCGGUAGGGGAGAGGGAGGCAAGUUGGCGAGGGAGGCAAGAUGACGAAUCGGUAGUUUGACCUGUUAUAAUAUAGGUAGCGCCACCAAAUUUUUACUGAAGGAGCAUCAUAACAAGGCCAAACCUUGUACCCGGUAACUUCGUCCGAAAACAUUAUCACAAAAAAAUAAUCAACAAAACAGUGAAAAAUUGCGAUUUUGUUAUUUUUUUGUCGUUUUUUCAAAUUUGAAUGUUCACUUCAUGAGGUAAGUUAAAAUUUCAAAAUAAUUUUAUACACGAUAAAGGUACUUUAUUAUACAUAUUCUGAUAGUUUCCGGCGAGUUUCGAUCAUAAAUUUUUUCAGCAGAAUUUUUCGAUUAAAAAAGUCGUUUGGGGGCAAGUUGGCGAACUUCAAGAUUAUGUAAAUUUUUGGUGUUUUUUGCAGAUGGUUCGAACUUAUAAGAAAAAAAGGGACCAAUAUUGGUCGCAGGUCAGUUUGGAGAAUGCUAUGAAAGCUAUAGAAGAAGGUUCGUCUGUUUUGGCUGCUUCAAAAAAUUUCGGUGUGCCAGAAUCAACUUUGAGACGUUAUCGACGAAAAUAUCCAGACAUGGAGGAUACUCCGUCCAAUAGAGGUCGAUUUAAAUGCACAUUCAGCGACGCUCAGCUGAAAGAGCUGUAUGAUUUUGUGCUCGCUGUUGACCAGCGUGCGUUUGGACUCACGAAAGUUCAGCUUGGAAGAAUUNCCUAUUCAUUUGCAGUUAAAAAUGGCAUAGAGCACCCAUUCAAAGGGACAUGCGCCGGACGGACUUGGGUUGAAACGUUUAUGAAGGCUCAUAACUUAUCUAUGAGGAAGCCAGAAAAUACCUCAGCUGCUCGAUUAAUGGCAUUCAAUAAAGAAAACGUCGACUUAUUUUUUCGAACUUUGGGAGAGAUACGAGCUGAAUAUCGUUUUCCUGCGUGUGACAUUUACAAUGUUGAUGAAACGGGCGUGUCCACCGUUCCGACCAAGGAUCCCAAAACCAUAUCACCAAAAGGGAAUCGUCGUGUAAUCAAAAUAUCUUCGGCUGAGCGAGGUAUAAAUGUAACAGCAGUGUGCUGUAUGAAUUCGCUGGGUCAAUUUAUCCCACCAGCAUUUAUUUUUCCGCGAGUUAGAGACCUUGAUAAAUUUCUGCAAAAUGCUCCAGCUGGUUCAAAAGCGCUUGGAAAUGAGUCCGGUUGGAUGACCAACGAAUUGUUUUUGGUUUAUUUAGAACACUUUGUUUACCAUACCAGACCGUCCAAAGAUCGAAAAGUUUUAUUGAUUUUAGACAAUCAUUCCAGUCACGUCUCUCUUGAAGCCAUAGAAUUUUGCCGUGCCCAUCAUAUUGUUAUGUUGGGCUUCCCUGCACACACGAGUAACCACCUUCAGCCAUUAGAUGUUUCUGUGUAUGGUCCACUGAAAACUGCGCUAGGAAUCGCAUGCCAUGAUUAUUUGAUCACUAAUCCUGGCAGAGUGAUAACUAUCGCAGACGUUCCUGGAAUAUUCAAGGUGGCAUAUCGAGUUGCGGCGACCGAAGAAAAUGGAGUUGCUGGAUUUCGUGCGACUGGAAUUCAACCUUUCAACAGUCAAAUAUUCACCAAAGCGAUGUUUGCGCCAGCAGCCACAACUGACAGACCUCUUCAAGUUGUUCCAGCUACACCUGUCAACACAACACCAGCUACACCCGUCGAUGCGAUUCCAGUGACUCCUACUUCACUCACAGAGAUUGUCGACGAUAUGGAUAUUGCAAUUCCAUCGUUUAGUGGCGUCACUUCUACUCCUACAUCAUCGACCAGUACUUCUUGGCCUCUCGUUUUACCCAAAGCUGCUGUGCCGAGACCCACACAAAAACGAGGAAAACUUCCAUCAAUGGUUCUCACAUCGUCGCCAGUAAAAGCUGCCUUAUUAAAAAAAAAACAGGACAAAGAAGCUAAAAAAGCAGGGAUCGAGUUACGAAAAAAUCAGCGUGAGGAAAAACGGAAACAAAAAGAAAUUGAUCUCGAAAAAAACAAAAAAUUGAAAGAGAUUGCCAAGGCGAAGAAAAGAUCUAGCAAGAAAAACCAGACGAAAAAGUUGCAACAAAAAAAAAUGAAAAUCUGCGAAAGCUCAUCAGAGGAAGAAUCCUCCAACGAUGAAAGUAAGGUGGAAUAUGCCGAAUCGUCAGAUUACGAUGAGUUUAACGAGGACGAAUGCUUGGUCUGCGGAGAAUUUGGAAAGACAGAAGACUGGUUUCAAUGCAGUAAUUGUAAGAAAUGGGCACAUGCCGACUGUACUGGUUGGAUGUACCCAGACAAACCCUAUGUGUGUGAUUUAUGUGUUCUUUAAACUUAUUUGUACUCCUUAGNUACUUUUGACUUAUAAAUAAAUAAUUUUUGAUAUAAUUUUGUUGUUUACGAGCAUUUUUAGGUGACCAAACCCUAUUCGCCAACUUGCCUCCAUAUGGAGGCAAGAUGGCGAAUUCGCCACUUUUUGCGCAAACUCAUCUGGUGGGCAUGUUUUUCAGUUUUUUUGUCCGUCCAAUAGAUAAUAUGAUAGAAAACACUUCAGUCUAUAAGAAUCAGCAUUAACAUUCUCAAAAAAAUUUUUUUUUUAAGUUCCAGGCCUUGUCAAAGCUUAACCUCGCCAA